Venustampulla echinocandica is the source of this 1131-nucleotide messenger RNA. RefSeq lists its product as uncharacterized. Bases 1 to 1131 code for a protein of 376 amino acids. Lineage: Eukaryota; Fungi; Ascomycota; Leotiomycetes; Helotiales; Pleuroascaceae. The transcript has a single exon. The record is from RefSeq and is a predicted model, not a curated record. Gene Ontology annotation, molecular function: nucleotide binding.
AUGGCAUCAUCUUCAUGUUCUUCCCUUAAAGUCGCAGUCAUAGGCGGAGGUCUCAUCGGCCCUCGUCAUGCGCAAUCCGUCAUCUCCAACCCUUCCACCGAGCUCGUUGCCCUCGUCGAACCCUCUCCCAACGGCUCCUCCGUGGCCGCUUCCCUCAAUACUCACCACUACCCUUCAACCAGCGCCCUCAUUCUAUCCCCGCAUAAACCAGACGCAGCGAUAAUCUGCACCCCAAACCAUACCCACGUCCCACUCGCCCUCGAACUCAUUGCCGCAGGAGUUCACAUUCUCGUCGAGAAGCCUAUAUCCACCACGAUCCCCUCAGGCCGUGAACUCAUCACCGUAGCCAAAGAGAGAGACGUAAAACUACUGGUAGGCCAUCAUCGAAGGUUCAAUCCCUACCUCCUACGGGCGAAGUCGUCGAUCUCCUCACUGGGAAGGAUCCUCGCCAUCCAAGGAACAUGGACACUUCUCAAACCACCCUCUUACUUCCAGGGCCCUACCAACUCCUGGCGGCAAUCGCAGACCUCAGGCGGAGGUGUUGUCCUGAUAAACCUCAUCCAUGAAAUUGACCUACUGCAAUAUCUGCUUGGUCCGAUAGUUCUUGUAUCGGCACUGGGGACACAGAAAACAAGGGAACAUGACGCAGAGGAGGGUGCUGCAAUAUUGAUGAGGUUUGAAAGCGGAGUCGUAGGGACAUUCAUACUCUGUGAUACUACGCCUAGUCCCUGGAACUUUGAGGCGGGCACGGGUGAGAAUCCCACAAUUCCCAAGGUAGAAGGUGGAGGGAGCUUUUAUAGGAUUUUCGGAGCGGAGGGAAGUUUGAGUGUUCCGGAUUUGGCGAGAUGGAGUUACGAUCAUGUAGAAGAAGGGCAGGGAAAAGAGAAGGGGUGGAAUGAGGUAUUGAAGAAGGAGGAGAUUCCAGUUGAGAAGGAGGAAGUACCCUUUGACUUGCAGCUACAGCAUUUUGUAGAUGUGGUAAGGGAUGGAAAGGAACCCAGCUGUACAGGCGUGGAAGCAUUGAGGGCAUUGGUUGUUUGUGAGGCUGUGAAAACGGCCAUGAAAAACGCUGAUGGGAUGCCGGUUGAGAUCCAUGGUUUCGAGAUUAAAAAUAGAAAUAAAGUAGACUAA